AUGUACUAUGACUAUUUGGUAUAUAUGCUGGAAGGCAAAUUAAUGGAUCCACUAAACGAUACUAAUAACACAGCGCAAACUAAUGUAAAUAAUAGUAAUACACCGCGGGCGGAGACGUUGGUGAAUGUAGUGAUUGAUUUCGAAGGUAAAAUUUCAAUAUUGUAUGAUGAGCCUUUUGGAGAAGCCCGGACGUUUGAUGAAGUCAUUGAAGAAGUGACGAAAGCAAGCUCGUUGAAACCAUCGUCAGCGCUAAGGCUAUGUGCACAGCACAUCAUAGGAAUCAUGGAAACGCUCCCAUUCCUGCGCUACUACACAUUGGACUACCAGAAAGAGAGGGAAAUUCUCUGCAACAAAGUCAAAACAUUCCUACUUAAAAAUUCAUACAGCGUCGUCGAUUUAUCUAAACUGUUCCAUCACCUCUCCCCAUUCAAUAAUUAA
Messenger RNA from Theileria annulata, 438 nucleotides. RefSeq lists its product as uncharacterized. Bases 1 to 438 code for a protein of 145 amino acids. NCBI's taxonomy places the organism in Eukaryota, Apicomplexa, Aconoidasida, Piroplasmida, Theileriidae. The record is from RefSeq and is a predicted model, not a curated record. The transcript has a single exon.